Molecule: messenger RNA, 2660 nt
Organism: Arachis ipaensis
Lineage: Eukaryota; Viridiplantae; Streptophyta; Magnoliopsida; Fabales; Fabaceae
Source: RefSeq, a predicted model, not a curated record
UCUCUCUAUUCACUCUCAACAAAGAAAAAUUAAAAAUUUCAAAACGAAAACUUGAAGGUGGGGGAGAGAGAAAAAAACAGAGCGAAAAAAAGUAGAGCUUUUUGGUGAUUCUAGAUUUCAAAUUCCCUUUUAGAUCUCUGUUUUCAAUUUUUCAUUUGUGGGGUAGUUCCCGGGUUUUGAAUUUUCUUAUUAUUCAUCCAAAGUUGGUGCAUUUUCGCUGUAGAAUUAUGGUUUUCCUUGCAAAUUUCGUUACUUGAUUGCAAAUUCGUGAUUGAAGAGAAGGUUCUGGCAUAUUGAUGCUUAUGGUUAUUUGAUGAGCUAUAUGUGUUCCUGCUAUGGUGUUGAAGAGGAAGGUAGAUUAUGGAUUCAGGGGCUUUCAGGUCCCAUUUGUACCUAGAUUUCCUAGAUCUGUAAGAAGGAGGAGUGCCUCUAAGAAACCUGCUAAGGAUGGCCGAGCUUAUGCAUUUGAAAUACUGGCAUCUGUGGCGGGCAAGUUGUUGCUUGAGGGUGAAAGUUCUGCGUCAAGCAAUGCUUCUGAAGGAAAUCAUCAACCUGCCAUUAGCCAAGGUGUUGUCGAGAAGGGAAGUCAGGACAAAGUUAGACCAUUAAAAGCAGAGGAGAUUCAUCGUGGAAGUAGUGUGGAGAGUAUUUUUAUAUCUGAGGCUGGAACACCAAAGAGCGGUCAGAAGCGCCUUGAGCAUGCUGAGACUGAUUGUGUGCUAGAGUGCAUUUCAAAUAAUAAUAAUAAUAAUUUCGACUGUUGGGGGAAAGAUGAAACUGAUGUGAAGUCCGAGAUUUUCAAGUUGGAGAGUAAGUUUGGACAUCAUUCUCAUAGGUUAUCGGAAGUACCUGAAGAGUCAUCUGAUGGUAAUGUAAAAAAUGGAUUUAGGGUGGAACAUGGGGCGAAUGGUUCAGGCUUGAAGAAAUCAUAUUUGGAUAAUAAGUUUAGUGUGAAGGAUCAAUUAGAACUGUGUGUUAACUCUCCUGCACUAAUUGACACAAAAAAUAAUGUUAAUAGUCCAUAUUGUAGGAAAUUGUUUCCCAACAUUUCCUUUCCAAGGAAUGGGAAUGAUAUUAAGUUAGGUUUUAGAGAUGAUGACGAAAAACUGUUAAGAUGCAAAAAAGUUUGCACCAAGCCAAAGGCUUUUAGGUCUCCUCAACUCAUUGCACGCCGAAAAUUGAGGAAGAUGCUAGCUUAUAAAUACUGGAAGGCUGCACCAAAGUUGAAGGAUUAUGAGUAUUCUAGAUCUGAAGAGGGAGUUAAACCACUGUAUGAUACGAGGAAGAUUGGUUGCAGAUUUGAAAGAUCACAGCAUAACACACUAUUCAAGAGGAGGAAAUUCUUUGAUCGGGGUUCAGUGCUAACAUCUGAUGGAGGAUUCAGCAGUGAUAGUGUAUCUAAUUUGCCUAAGAAAGGAAUGGAUCGAGACAGCCAUAGAUCAUCUUCAAAACUGCAUGUGUCUAAGGAUUCUCAUGUGAAGUUCAGCAUUAAGUCAUUCAAGAUACCAGAGCUUUAUAUUGAUGUUCCUGAAACUGCAACUGUUGGUUCAUUAAAGAGGACAGUAAUGGAGGCAGUGAUGACUUUACUUGGAAGCGGAAUGCAUGUUGGUGUUCUUGUUCAGGGUAAAAAAGUUAGAGAUGACAACAGAACUCUACUGCAGACAGGUAUAUGCCGUAAAGAAAAGUUGAAUAAACUUGGUUUCACACUGGAGCCCAAUUCUAUUCAAGAUUCUCCAGCUGAUUGUCUCGGCGAUCCUUCCCAAUGUGAAACAUCUCAGCCUAUCAGGUGAACCCAAGUGGAUAAGAUGGUUUCUUUUGCCAUAGCGGAUUUGUCUUUGCCAAUAAGUACAGAGAACUUUGUUGAAAGUAACCACGAGCGAACAACUUCUCCGACUGACACUAUAGCUGACAUAACAACACCAGAUUCCAGAGUGCUAGUUGCUGUUCCACCUAGGAGCCCAGAAGCAUUAGCUACGGUUCCUGUGAGUCAGAAAACUAAGCGCCUCGAACUUGUACAGCGUCGAACAAGGAGACCCUUCUCUGUUUCUGAAGUAGAAGCACUUGUGGAGGCAGUUGAGGAACUUGGAACUGGAAGGUGGCGUGAUGUAAAGUUGCGAGCUUUUGAGAAUGCAGACCAUAGAACUUAUGUAGACCUUAAGGAUAAAUGGAAAACAUUAGUGCACACUGCAAAAAUUUCGCCUCAACAAAGGAGAGGAGAGCCAGUUCCCCAGGAUCUGUUGAAUAGGGUUUUGACUGCACAUGCUUACUGGUGUCACCACCAAGCCAAGCAGCAUGGGCAUGGCAAGAACCGGGCUCUUACCAUGAAGACUCCAGAAGCUUCUGCUGAAGAACUCAGUGUUGGUGCCGUCCAACCACUUGUGAUUAUAUAGAAAGAAAGAAAAUGGUUGAUGUUGUUGACUUAUGCAACGAACUUGUACAUUUUGAUUCAAUUCCCUUGUAAUAUUCUCUCACCAAAUUCAUUGCCAGCCUUUUAGUUGCAUUGAGGUGUUGGCAUUUGUAAAUGAUUUGAAGGAAUAAGAUUGUUAUGGUAGGAACUUAACUAUGUUCUUUCAAUUUCUUGAAUGUAAGUAGAACUGUCCAAUGAACAUGACAGCAUAGCAAAGAAAUAGGAAAGUGCUGUUGAUUCCUUUUAUUGUUGA